Procambarus clarkii (red swamp crayfish) is the source of this 965-nucleotide messenger RNA. NCBI's taxonomy places the organism in Eukaryota, Metazoa, Arthropoda, Malacostraca, Decapoda, Cambaridae. The record is from RefSeq and is a predicted model, not a curated record.
CGUCGCGACUGUGUAGUGAGUGGUGGUGUGGCCGCUCCGUCUCCUGGCUCCUCUCCACGCUUCAUCCUCUCCCCCCCGCCCUCGUCCCUCUUACCCGCUCCAACGCGUAUGCUAACCCUGGAAUAUAUAGAUAUAUAUAUGUACGUGGGCACCGUGUCGUGUGUUGUGACUCGUGGAUUGAGGCGUCGGUGAUGAAAUGAUAGUGCUGCAGGAUGUGAUCGUUUUGUGGAUGGUAUUUUUUUUACUAGCCAGUGAGGCUGGGAAGGUUUUAUCAGUGAAACUCUGGUGUACUUGAAAGUUUGCAUUGGAUACUGUGUUCACCCUCAGGGGGAAAAUUUUCUAACAGUUUUGAUUUUUAUAUCAUUUUUUUUAUAUCGAAAUUUAAAACCCCCUCUCAAAAAAAAAUAAGUAUUCAAACAAGUGAGAAUAACAACAUUAAAAGGCUAAUUGUAUAUAUCCCCUUGGCCGGGGGGGAUGAAAUGCCCCAUCCGGGUGUUGUAAGUGCCUGAGAAGUCUUGGAAGAGAGAGAGAUACAUAUAUCGGUGAGGCCCAGCAUGGAUACCAAGCAGCGAGGAGCAGUGUGUGUGGUGGUGUUGACCGCCUACCUCCUUCACGCUACUCACAGUCGAGGUGUGCCCGUGGUGACCCGUGCUGGAGGCAACGUGACCCUGGAUUGUCCUGCGGUUAAGGACGCCUAUGUACUACUGCUUGAGUGGCGCUGCCGGGGAUGUCAGCUUCCUGGCGACCCAGUAUCGCACCAGGAGGUGAGCCUGGUGGAGUACCGGUCGGAGUCGGUGACGCUGUUCCAUCACGACUCGCGGAUGUCGCUGGCUUCCGACACCUUCAGCCUCUCCUUCCGGCCAGUGCUGGCUUCAGACUCCGGCGUGUACGUCUGUCGUGUGAACAACCGCGACGACACGCAGCUGCCUGUGCGUCUCAUCGUUCAAGAAUGCUCUCCACUCUAG